Molecule: messenger RNA, 4674 nt
Organism: Myxocyprinus asiaticus (Chinese sucker)
Lineage: Eukaryota; Metazoa; Chordata; Actinopteri; Cypriniformes; Catostomidae
Product: glutathione hydrolase 5 proenzyme-like
Exons: 11
Coding region: 51-1814 (587 amino acids)
Biological process (GO): glutathione catabolic process; inflammatory response; leukotriene D4 biosynthetic process
Cellular component (GO): plasma membrane
Molecular function (GO): glutathione gamma-glutamate hydrolase; leukotriene-C(4) hydrolase activity
Source: RefSeq, a predicted model, not a curated record
GACGAGCUUGUGCCUUUCAUUCUACCUGUUGCACGCGCGCUGCUUUAAGCAUGGCCAAAUCUCAGUCGAGACGCUGCUGCCUGUGCAUACUUGCUUUAGUGUUCUCUGCUGCUAUUAUUUGCCUAUGCAUCUUUUUUGCCAACAAAAACAGAUGCGAGUUCUCGCAAGCUGCAGUUUCUGCGGACUCGGAGAUGUGUUCCGACAUUGGCAGAGACAUGCUGCGUCAGGGUGGCUCAGCGGUGGAUGGGGCCAUCGCAGCUCUGCUCUGCACUGGACUGGUCAACCCACAGAGCAUGGGCCUGGGUGGGGGGGCCAUCUUUACCAUUAUGGACAAAGCAGGCAAAGUGAAAAUAAUCAGCUCAAGAGAGACGGUCCCAAAAGGUGUCAGAGCGGAUUUGCUGAAUGACUGUCCAAAGACUCUAACACUCACAACAGGAAGUCAAUGGAUUGGUGUACCAGGAGAACUCCGUGGAUAUGAACAUGCUCACCAGUUGUAUGGAAAACUGCCCUGGGCCAAACUUUUCGAGCCCACCAUUAAGCUGGCACGAGAGGGAUUCCCCAUGCCAGUUUACCUCAGCCGAUUCCUGCAGUUUGAUAUGAUUAAAAUGCUGAUUCAAAACUCUCCACUCUGUGAACUGUUCUGCCACAAUAACAAGACAGUUUUCGGCCCCGGGGACGUCCUGAAGUUCCCUAAGCUUGCAGAAACUAUGGAAACUAUUGCCAAAGAUGGAGCCAAAGCCUUCUACACUGGAAAAAUCGCCAAGGACUUGAUACAGGAUGUACAAUCUGCAGGUGGAGUGUUAUCAUUAGAAGAUCUGAAAGCUUUCAAGGUCAGAGUCAGUGAUGCAUGGUCAGUCCAACUGGGGGAAUACAAGAUGCACUUUCCUCCUCCACCAGCAGGGGGAGCAAUACUCAACUUUAUCCUCCAAAUAAUGCAAGGGUUCUGGCUCUCUCCAGCCUCAAUCCAAGAAGACCAGAAAACUGUGACAUUGCAUCGGUACCUAGAGGCAGCAAAGUUUGCGAACGGACAAAAGUGUAACCUCAGAGACCCCAGCUUCAACUCCAGAGAUAUGACAUACAUAAAAGACGAGAAGUUCAUAGAUCGUAUCAGGGCUCUGAUCAGUGAUGGCUUCACUCGUGACGCAUCUUACUACAACAUCACCCCAUCUGCUGACCACUUUGGCACCACACAUGUUUCAGUUAUGGCAGCAGAUGGCACUGCUGUGUCAGUAACCAGCACCAUCAAUCACAUGUUUGGGUCAUCUAUUUACUCUCCUAAGACGGGUAUCAUCCUCAACAACGAGUUAGCUGACUUCUGUGGCCGAGCAGAUGCUGUCACACCAGGUGAAGAUCCGUUGCUUAAUAUAUCCUCUUACUUUUCACAUGUGUUGAACCUUCUUGUUAGCUUUUCUUCUGCUGUUUUUUUUUUUUUUUUUUUUUUAGGUGAGCAGCCUCCUUCCUCCAUGGCUCCUGUCAUCCUGCAGUCUUCCUCGCAACAGAAGACACUGGUGAUUGGUGGAUCUGGAGGAAGUAUGAUCACCACAGCCAUGGCCCUGUCCAUUAUGAACCACCUGUGGUUUGGGAUGAGUCUUAACGAAUCUAUCGCUUCUAAAAUAGUAUUUGUGGAUUCCAAGAAUAUUGUCCACUUUGAGCAAGGAUAUGACAAGACUGCUAUGGAGGCAAUGAAGGUGUUAGGACAUAAUGUGAAGGACUAUCCAUUCUUUUUUAAUGUGGUCAAUGCCAUCUCGAAAGAAGGCCACUGCCUCAGUGCCGUAUCUGACGCCCGUAAGAACGGAAGGUCAGCAGGAUACUGACCCACCCGUCAGCUGCUCUUGUUUUUGCUCAUCAGCUGCUGAUCUGGUGUGAGUUGUUUGAGAUUAAUGCAGUGAUUCAUCAGGCCCAGGAGGAAGUGAGGGUGAAAGCAAAAGGUCAGCGAUCCCUUUCAGCAAUGACUGUAGACACAUAAAUUCAACAGGGUGAUUGUACAUAGUGCUGUGCAUUGUAUCCGUCCAUGUCCACUUUUAAAGGCUUCUUAGGAUUACAGUUGUAAGAACUGAAAUGUAGAUGUUUUAAUGCAUAUUUUGGUAUUUUGAGUGUAGGAGAGACCAGGGCUAACUGUCACAGGUGGGAAGUUUUCACAAGAGCUAUAUCUGUCAAUAUAUCAAGUCAAAUUACACGAAUGUUUGUUUUCUCUAGCGGUGGUUUUGUAUGUUGGUUUCAAAGACCUAGUAGAAAACUAUUCUGAAUUUUUUUUGUUCAUUAUAUCCUCCAAACUGACAUUCCAAUAUCAUAUUUUUGUAAUAUCUGUUGGGUAAACAAGUGAACUUUUUUUAUACAUUCUGGCAAGGCUCAACAAUAUAAUGAAGGUAGUUAUAAACCAAAAUGUUGAACUGUGUUCCUAGGACAAAUUUUUUUUUUUAAAUCAUAAAUGUUCAUUUGGGGCAAGUUGUCACAUUUGGAAAUGCUUGCGUAUGUCAAAUUUUACAUUUUUGCUGCUGUUUAAUUAAUUGUUUCGUUACAUAUUUUUUAGCAUAACGGUUUUUCUGUUUAAAUUUAGCUGAAAAAACAAUAAUAGGCUAUUUAAGGGCAGGAUCCCAUUGUGACUUACCCGAUAUAAUCGUGAGGCAUGUUGGCACAAAAGGUCAACGUGUGUUAAAACUACACUAUGUAACUUUUUUUUGUUAAUAAAUAACAAAAUGUUAUUAAUGAGAGAGUGCAACAAAAAUCCAUCUUCCAAACCAUGUCUUUACCCAAAUACACUAUAAAUAAACCUAUAAUAAUUAUUUAUAUUUUAGAGUUGUCGGGACAGAUUUCGCGGGGAAACUGCAUACAUAUGUAAUUCGCCCGUGUGUGUUGACAUCAUAUCCAUACACAGAGAAAAUAAAAUCAGCUAAUGUAGCACACGCGUGGGAGUUGCGAGAACCUGAAAGUUUGUUGUUACAACGAACGAGAAAUGGCAAACCUAAAAACGAAGAAACCCCGAACAGAGAGGAGUCUACAAGCAAAAAGGGAAAGCGACAGAGUCCGUAAUAAAUCCCGAAUUAACAUCGGCUUGGCUUUCAGAGGUGGCGACAACUGAAAGGAUUUAAAAGCGACCCAGAGGUGGCUUUUUUCUUACUCAACAGGUAAGAUAUUUUAUUGAUAUGGUUUAUGUAUAGUUAUGUAAUCACACACACACACACACACACACACACACACACAUCUGUGUGUGUGUGUGUGUGUGUGUGUGUGUGUGUGUGUGUGUGUGUGUGUGUAGUGAAAUACAAUAAUUAUACGGUAAUCGGUGCAGAACUUUUCACUUGCUAGCACACGUGUGUAUUUUCUUUGUAACAGCAAUAAUUUAUAUAAAUAAAUCCUUUAGUCCUAAGCUUGCCAAUGACAUGUGAGUCUUGAAAUGAUGUUGACCACUGGUUGGUAACAAUGACAAUCUAUAAAUUAGUUACUACUGUGGUCUGUUUGGCCAGAAUAUCCUGCAGUUAUAAAAACUUUACAACGUUUGACCUUAUCAGACUAGCAAUUGUUAUGUCUAAUGUUAACGAACAUUGCCUAACUUUUGUAACGUCAUUUAUUUCAAAACAUCAAUGUUUCCAAUAAGUCAAAACAACAGCAUAAGAUAUGGCACUUACCUGCUCAGAUAACAUGUUUUCAGAUAUCCGUCUUUUCCUUUCUUUCAUUAUUUAUUUGUCCAUUCGCUCUGAUAAGAUGUCCUGUAUCCAUGUGUACACCGGUGCCUCGAACCACAUUCAUCUAGGCAGAGGAGCAGAGCUGAAGCACAACCAAAACAAUGUUCUUCCGCAAUAUGCAUGAAGUUUUAUUUUUUAACCGCUAGAGGGCCAAACGUUACAUAGUGUAGCUUUAAAUUAACUGUAUUAUUUUUUUCAGGGCAAUUACAGUGAAAAUGUUCAAUAGCUUUUUACAGAAUGUGCUUAUGCAGAAACUGACUUACACAAAGAAACCUACCCUGAGAAAUAUUCACUGGACUAGAAAGUGUGACAACUAGCCCCGGUCUCCUCUACAUAGUUUGCUGAUUUUGUACAAAGUAGCUCCUAACGCCAGUAUGUCAUCACUCAACAUUUUUUCCUAUGACAGUUAGUACCAAUUAACUUGAAUUAAAUGUACAAUUUCAAAGGACAGAAAUCUACCUACAAAGACUUAAUUGCUGAAUCAAACUGUUCUGUUUCUGCAAGCUGUUACUGUACAUGUUGGGAGAGGCUGUUUUAAGGUCAAAAUGUAAAUGUUAAAAAACUGAACGUGACACAACAGUUGAUUUAAAAUUGUAUUUUAUACAUAUGCUCUUGUUUUUAUAUGCACAUUUUUAUAUUUUCAUAAUGAUUAUAGUUUUAUAAAUAGUUUAAAAUGCAUUUAAGUGCAUUAUCUUUUUGUAUGGCACAUCAAAAUAAAUGAUUUCUAUUGCAUUUAAACCCCCAAACUUGAUCUUUUAAUUGACCCUGUUAAAAUUAAUACUGGAAGAAUUACCAGUAUUAGUCCUUUCUGUCCAACAGGUACAUGCAUUUAAAUGAGAAUGUGCAUAAAUCAUGAAGACAGAAAAAUAGUCCGGGAAGUGUAAUGUGAUUAAAUUCAGUUUCAUGUGUGUUCACAGUGAUCUGAAUGUAAAGGGCUAUAUACCCUUGAAGGGAAGAGAUAUGCACUAUUAAAACAUCUAAAUGUUCCUCA